AUGUCCCAGUCAGAGCAAACCGCCGAAAUGGCUGCUUACAAGCCGAGCCAGCAGAUGACCGCGGACGCGCCAGCCGCCGGCGCUGAUGUUGAAUCACAGAAGACCGGGGAAGAGCAGAAGCAGCCUCGCAAGCUCUGGGGUAUGAGAGGCGGCGGCAUCAUUCCGUCUUUCAAGUCGAUUUGUGCGCGUGCUUUAUCUGUUGCGAGUGUAUGGAAGGCUGCUGCCAGACAAUUGAUGACUGCUGCUGCUGUUGAUUGGGCGGCUUGGUGCACGGCGGAGGUGCUUAGAUACUAUGGAUCAUAG
Molecule: messenger RNA, 303 nt
Organism: Cyphellophora attinorum
Lineage: Eukaryota; Fungi; Ascomycota; Eurotiomycetes; Chaetothyriales; Cyphellophoraceae
Exons: 3
Coding region: 1-303 (100 amino acids)
Source: RefSeq, a predicted model, not a curated record